Messenger RNA from Planococcus citri (citrus mealybug), 2132 nucleotides. Its product is annotated as leukocyte receptor cluster member 1 homolog. The transcript has 3 exons. The record is from RefSeq and is a predicted model, not a curated record. Lineage: Eukaryota; Metazoa; Arthropoda; Insecta; Hemiptera; Pseudococcidae. The coding region runs from base 385 to 1188 and encodes 267 amino acids.
CAUUUUGAUUUUAUCAAUUAUCAAAUUUGCAGAUUCCUAAUAAAAUAUAAAAAAUCAAUUCUAAUUUCUAUUCCAUUUAAUUGGUUUGUACUUAAAUUCUUCUUUAAUUCGCGUUGUUAUAAAAUGUUUCAUGAUUUCGACAACCGUAUUGUUUCGAUGCAGUCUCAUUAUUGUCUGAAUCUUCACGUCGUAUUUUUGUAGCGGUUGUUGGGUCGAUGAUAAUAGAUAGGUCUGGUAAUAAUCGUUGUUUUCGAACUUUUCUAACGCAAUGACAGAUAAAAAAAUGUGACAUGCGAAUUCUAUAGACAGCGGACAUAAUCGUAUUUUCACCAGCAAUUAAUCCACAAUUGGCGUCGUUCCUGGAUUCGAUCACUUCUAAGCGACAUGAAUAUACUGCCUAAAAAGAGGUGGCACGUUCGUAACCGAGAUAAUAUCGCCAGAGUUCGAAGAGAUGAACUUGCUGCGCAGAAUGAAGAAAAAGAAAAGGAAAGACGAAAACGCAUCGCGGAACAAGAAGCCAAAUUGGAAAUCUUGCGAACGGAAUCCAAACGAAACGUCGAAUCGCAGUCGCCGACAAUUCCGAGAGAAGAAAAAUCGAAGCGACGCGAGCAUAUAAAUUUUUUUGAAAAAAUCGAAACUGCCGCCGCAAACGAAGAACACGAACGGGAGAUAAAAGAAGACAAAGAAAAAUAUGAAAAGCAAAUCGGGUAUUUAACGUAUCUAGGUCAAAAUACUAACGAAGCCGAAGGACGAGUAUCCUGGUACAACAAACCGCGCAAACAACUGGAUCAUUUUGUCAAAGAUGGCGACAAAAAAGACGAAAAGUCUAAAUCGAUUCUGGAUCCGUUGACGAGAAUAGAAUCUAUUUUGCAUAAAAAAUCGAGCGCUGCGGAUUGCGCUAAAGUCGAGCGCAGUGUUGAAAGAGAAAAAACAAUCGGCCUCGGUAUUUCGCCCGAAAUCAAAACGAAAAAAAAAUACGACAAAAAAGCAGACUUGGCGACGUUACGCGAGAAACGAUUAAAAAGAGAGAGAGCGGAGCAGAAAAGAAUAGAAAAACUUUUAUCGAGCGUUAAUGGCGAAAAAACUACUUCGCUCGAAAGCGAGCGAGAGAAAUCGGCGACAAAAUUCGCUCAAAGGUACAAUUCUCAGUUCAACCCGCACUUGGCUAGGCAGAACUUCGCCGAAUGAUCGAGUUUCAUUUAUUCGCUAGCUCGAAGUACGAUCGUUUUGUUUUGUUUUUUUUUUUUCGAGUAGCGGCUUUUUAUCAACGAAUGACUCGCGUUUCAAGCGUUCCAUAUGCGGGUACUCGUCGGUGGCGGUGAUUGUAAUAUUGUACUUGUACGUCUACGCACCUGCGUACAAAAUUCGCCGCUCGGAUACGACUAUUCGUAAUCUGCGGAAGCCUGCUGACUGCUGACUGCCGAUCGCUGAUGCUAAAUUGUCGUCGUACCCACUCUUUCGACGUGUUGUUGUGAGAGGUUCGAUCGAAGAUUGCUCGCUGUCUUACCAGAAUACCGUGCAAGGCCGCGCCGCGACAAAAUUUCGAUAAAUAGAAUCCGAAGACCUACCGACUUUACACAAAUCGUAUGGAAACUUGGGCGGCGGAAACCUGUCGAGUUUCAAGUAAUCGUCAAGGUAUACCUAUAGGUAUAGGUAUUAUGGCAAUACGAGGAUAGAAAAUAACUCGUUGCGACAAAUAUGUUUGUAUAUUUAGAAUUCAGGAAGAAAAAUACAUAGAAAUAGUAACACUAAAUAAUUGCACCAUAAAAGUAAAUCAUACUGUUCGUUGACAAAAAUAUAUAUUUAAAUAAUAACAUAAAGGGAUUCAUUAGCACUUUCAAAAUAUAAAUCAAGUAAUAUAUAUAUAUAUAUAUUUUUUAAAUAAAUAAAUAAAAGUUUGCUUUUAAGCUGACAAAAUCAUUUUUAUGAUGCAAGUAUUUAAUCUGAUCUUUCACAUUAAUUCACAAGCUGGAUUUGAAUGAAAAAACCGUCAGAUUGACAGACUACAGACACACGAGGUAGAAUUUUUACAUUCUUCGACGAUUUAUGAAUUAUUUCAAAGGAGAGGAACGGUAAUGAAAAAAGGGAAGAAAAAAACAAAGAAAUUGAAACGAAUAAUUUUUAGAUGAAUU